CGGUGGUUACCAGUGGUAACAGGUAGCCAUAUUGGGUAGUCAUCAGCACACAGCCUGUAUGGGCAGGUGUGUUACCUGUGGCUCCGUCAGGAAGCACUUUCCUGAGCUCUGCUGCCACAGAUGACCGACAGAGACGCCAAUGAAUCUUAACGACGGACCAGAUCAUAAAAUAGUUUCCCUCGUCACUGCUCAUGAUUCACCGCAAUCCGCCUUUUGUUUCGGCGAUUCAGCCUACAGACAAUCCCGCACUCGUUUUUUUUUUCUUUCUCUGGUGUCAGACGGAGGGGAAGUGCUUCCUGAUAAUAAAGAGGUGCGUCUUAUUUCCAUUCCAGUGAUUGACUGCGCACCGCUUUCACCGCCGGGAGCUGGGGGCAUUGACGCAUUGUGGAGUCGACAGGGGGUAGCACUGCAACCCCGGCUUCGCUACACAAACGGAGGCAUCUAUCAGGCGAAACCGCGAUGGCCGUGGUGCAGCUCGACACGGAGGACCAUCAACCGGAGAACGGCUUCGUGUCCCCCGAAACCACGUCGCCGGGGCUGCUGACACGCAUCGACGGUUCUGUUCUACCAUUUCUCGGGGGAUUUGGGAAGUACCAGAAACAGCUGAUCGUGCUGACAUGGAUCCCGGCGUUAUUUAUUGGAUUCAGCCAGUACUCUGAUAAUUUCCUCCUCGCCCAGCCAAACAACACAUGUGUCCAGCCUUUGGCAAACCUGACUAAUCAGACUAAGGGUUAUUCCUCGUUGUUAGACAGUCCAAAAAACAUCAGCGCUCGACCGGCUUAUAUCUAUGCCAAUGGGAGUUACGGCAAACACAAUGACACGAACAACAUGCACUGUCAGUGCAGUGAGUGGACCUUCGAGCUGCACACGGGACUCGUGCAGAAUGUUGUUACCAAGUGGAGUCUGGUGUGUGACUCAGCAUGGAAAGUCCACAUUGCAAAAUUUUCUCUAUUGGUGGGAUCCAUCUUUGGAUACCUGGUAUUUGGAAUCCUUGCUGACUGGUUUGGCCGCCACCCAGUGCUGAUCAUAUCGGUGCUCUUCAUGCUGGUGUUUGGUCUGACUGUGGCCUUCUCUGUCAACGUGCCCAUGUUCAGCACCCUGCGCUUUUUUGAGGGCUUCUGCCUGGCAGGGAUCACCCUUUCUCUCUACGUCCUCAGGAUCGAGCUGUGCCUGCCAGGAUGGCGUUUUUCCAUGACCAUGGUGGCUAGUUUUGUGAUGUUGGGCGGUCAGCUGCUGAUGCCCGGGGUUGCCUACCUCUGUCGCGACUGGCAGGUACUUCAAGCUGUCAUCAUCUGCCCCCUCCUACUGAUGCUGUCCUACAUCUGGAUCUUUCCUGAGUCACUGCGUUGGCUGCUGGCCACUCAGCAGUACUGCCGCUCCAAGUGGAUUAUGGGACACAUAGCAAAGAAAAACCGAGCGAACAUGGAGCUUGACGUUGAUAAUAUCCUGACAGAACUGCAGAGAGCUCUUCAAAAGAAACCCAAAAAGACGUGCAUUGUGAAAAUGGUUGGGACAAGAAACCUCUGGAAGAAUAUCGUUGUCCUCUGCGUCAACUCGCUGACAGGCUAUGGGAUCCACCACUGCUUUGCCCGCAGCAUGAUGGACCCUGAGGCUCAGGAGACGACUAUGUUCCAUAACUUCUAUGCAGACUACUACACCAUGGCGGGCAUUGCCGUGGCCUCCUGUAUGGCGCUGUGCCCAGCCGUGGGCCUCAUGGGCCGGCGUGGUGGCCUUCUUAUGUUUAUGAUUAUCACUGCUCUGGCAUCGCUGCUGCAGCUGGGUCUGCUCAAUUUGCUGGGGAAGUACAGUACUCAUCUGAAUAUAGAUAGCUCUGGCACGCUGAAUAAGAACUUCUCCACCGCCUUCUCCAUCAUCGGCAUGUUUUCCUCCCACGCAGUCAGCAACUUGAGCAUCUUCUUCUGUGCUGAGAUCACACCCACUGUGAUAAGGGGUGGUGGUGUAGGCCUCGUGCUGGCCAGCGCCGGUUUUGGCAUGCUGACUGCCCCCAUAAUGGAGUUGCACAAUCAGAAGGGCUAUUUCCUCCACCACAUUAUCUUUGCCUGCUGCACUCUUAUCUGCAUCAUCUGCAUUCUCCUGCUGCCCGAGACACGCUACCAGCCCCUCCCUGAGACCCUGGCUGACGGCGAGAGCUACACUCGUCAACCUCUCCUUCCCCCAAGGAAACCUGGAGAACAGCGCCUCUUACUGGCCCAAUCUGAGAGUAGCAGAGACUACACCAGGGUGCAUGACACACCCCUCCAUGAAGCAGCCACCACAGUUGUAUCCACCAUGGACUCCACCGCCUCUUCAGCUGUCGAUUUGACGGUCGGAGAUAUGUCUGCUCCCAUGUUCAUGGAGGUGCACCCCAGCAAGCCCGGGCCUAAAGACCCUAAUGGUCACUCAGUUACAUCUUUAUCCAUGGUCCCCCUGGGUAAAGAUGCCAUCAUAAAUGCCAGCAAAGAGCACCUGCUGUCUUCCACUCCUUUACACAAAGCCUCAUGUGUCACAGAUCCACUUUUAGCCAAUUCCGAAGAACCUCCAGCAAUAGUCAGAAUAGAUUCUGUUGAGCCAGUGAUGGAUUCUGCCAUUCCUGAAAUGAACAAUAUUGAACCUUCUCCUUCAAAACAGUCAGUCCCUAUCCCUGCCCCGUCAGUGGACUCUUCCCCUCCCCCUGUCCCUCAAACUGUGCCUGCAUCCUUAUUGAUCUGCACAACACCCAUCAUUGAACCCCCGCCCAGCUCCACAUUAGAAUCCCCCAACCCACUGGCUAAUGACACCGACACUAUCACCCCAGAAUUCGACCCACCUCUGCCAGAGGACACUCAUGCCACUUUAGCAGACUCCCCUACUCCAUCUAUGCAUGACAGUCCCCCUCCAUCCCCUACUCCCUCUCCUGUUCCCAUGCCAGACAUUUCCACUGACCCUCCACCCUCCAUUAGGGUUCACUCUGACAUUCCCAUUGAGUUCGAAAUAGUAGACGAAUCUUCAUCUGCUCCAUCAACUAUAGACUCGAGUCCCCCUGUCAUAGAUUCCCAAUCAUCACAGUUAGAAUCUACCCCUCCCUGUGUUAAUGUUAUACCCCCUAGCUCUCCUACUCCCCCUAGUCCAGUCACUGGUUCUCCUUCACCCACUCCCCCUCCACCCAUUGACUCAGAUCAUAUGCCCUCAACGGACUCUUCCACUCCCCCUGUCAUAGAUUCUGUCAGCACCACUGCACCAAUUCCUAUCAUUCUCCCUGUCACAGACAUUGUGCACACAUCUACUCCAGAAUCAACCACUCUGACUGUCACAGACAUUGUUCAACCCGCACAGGAUUCACCUGCUUCCCUUGCCAUAGAUUCAGUACCAACUUUCAUUACCGAUUCAGGCUCUACAGAGGCAACUCACCCCUCUCUAAUGGACUGCACCGUCUCCUCCCCCAUAGACUCUGGUGUCCUUUCCAUCAGGGACACUGCCAGCACAGAAAACAACACUGUCAAUGGCGUGGCGUCAUCAUGAUCCAGUGUUGCAGCCAGUAAAAGAAGCUUUACGGUUGCUGAGGAAGCGGCCUACGCCACAUGAAUAAUGAAAGGGGGGGGCGUGAAUUGUCCUGCUCAGACUUUAGGCACUCAAUGAAGACUGUCCCCACCUGGAGUUGAGCAGACAUGUCUUACAGAGCUGCUGUACGUUUCUCAUGUUCCCCCCCUUCCUGCAUUUAGCCAAUAGAUGAGACCACGCACGUGAGAGAGUGCCAGACGCUGGUUUGUGACAAUGUGACAGUAUCUUCUGCUCUUUUUGAAUGUCACUGGAAAUCACCAGCCUAUAAACUACUUUGAUGUAAAUGAAUGGAAAAUCACUGUCUGUCAUUUUAAAGAGACUUACAACUAUACCCACAAUCACUGAAAGGACUGGUGAAACAUGCAAGGAUGCUAAAAACAAGAAAAGAAAAAACAACAAAAAAAAUCAAGUCACUGGUGUCUGUCUAACAUAUUUGUAUAAAAAUAUCGCCUUACCUGUGUGGACAAAAAAAUCUGAAUGUUACAAAGUAUUUUUUGCCAUUGCAGAGGUAAAACAAUCCAAAUUGGAGUGACUUUUCUAAAUACAACGCCAAAAACUACGCUGACCAAAAUUAAAUGUAGACAUAGUGCCAAAAAAUGAGUAUAAAUGCAGUAUUUGCCUGUUUGGGGAAAUACUAGUGCAGUCCCCUGCCAUAGACUGUAUGUGGUUUAAAGCAAAUCAGAUGAACCCUAUUCCAAAGUUCAGAAAUUCAAAAUAAGAAUUUAAAUUAUUAUUAAAUUAAUAAAAGACUGAAAUGUUAUAUCACCAUUUGAUAAAUUAGACUUGAGAAAUGAGCUUGAGAUUGCUAAAUUGCUUUCAUCAACAUGUGGUUCAUUGUGUGAACAGAGAUAUUAGAGAAAAGAACGACCCAUAUUUUGUUGGUCUGAAGAAACUUUUAUUUUUCCAAAUCGUUUCAGUCAAUGAAAUUUAUGGUAUGCAAAUGCUUUCAUUUGUAAAUGUGAUAUUGUAAGUAAAAUGCAUUUAAUUAGUUGUUGAGCUUGAUUCAGUCCUUUUUAAAAAAAAAAAAAAAAAUCAAAGUAUUAUUUUGAAUAAUUUCCCAUGGCGUGACUUUAAUGUACAAACCUAUACUUCAUUCUUGCAGUAUUUGUGGCACCAUAGUUUGGUGCCACAUUAUUCUUUGCAGUUGGGACAAAGCAUGAAAAAUAAUUGUGAACGCGUCAGCAAAACAAACUUGCAAACCUUAAAAAGACACAAAAGCUAUUUUUGAAAUGAAACCAAUGGAUGACAAAAUGUUUGAUGUGAUUGCCAACCGUCACAACAUUGCUAACCUUCAGUGUGUUUUCCAAAUCCUUGUUCUGGCAUUAACAUAGUUUAUGUAUGUUGAUGUGUCCAUACAUUCACAUGCACAACUAGGUUUACCUUAAACAAAUGCAAUAUUUCAUAUAUUUGUCAAAUUGACACUUUAAAAUACAGGUCAGAUCCUUAAUUAUAGAUAGAUUAACCUAUUCAUACUCUUGAUUUGACAGACUCUUGCUUAAAGAGGCACUUUCUCUUCCAAAGCCUGUGUCCAUGUGUGGACGGUGUUGUACUUGACUUAAAACUGUAUAACUUGACAGUUAGUAGUUACAUACUUCAUGCGCUGGAGGUCGUAAUAUUUGUCAGAGAAAUAUGUGUGAUUACAGAUACAGACCACUGUUUACAACGACAAUAAUAAUAAUAACCAUAAAUAAUAAUAAUUACACCUUACUGUAAAAUUCAAGAGCCAACUGAAUGAUGUCGUGUCAUUUCAAAUGUGAUAAAACUCUCUCACACUCAUCAUUUUACAUUUAUCCAGGGAGUUUUGGUGAUCUAUUAAGGUGUUUGUUCAGGAGUUAAGGACAACUCUCUUGUGGUACACCUCUGAGUUACUUCACUCACCAAUAUUCUCUUGUUUGCACUGGCAAAGGCUACAUAUCUUUUGGUAUGAGAAUAAUUGAUUGAUAUGGUUAUUCUACUCAAAUGCAGCUUGAAUCAAAGUACGGACGCUCUAUUUUUAAUUUCGAUCGCUGAUCAUCAUGUCAACAAACUUCCAUUUAGUGAAUAUAAACAUUUAAAUGUCUAACAUGUGUAUGCCAUGCUGCUAAGCCUCAAAGCACAAUGCCCUGCAAUCAUGUGAUGUCAAAUUUAGUGGAGCUUGGCGUCUUUGACAGUGUAAAAAAAAUAAAAAUAAAAAAAGGGGGAAAAUGGAGUGGGAUUUUGAAUAUAAUACAGAAACACAUUAACUUUUGCAAUAGACUCACAUGUAAUCUACUUUGUGGGACAGGGUGUUGACGCUGGAUUUAUAAUAGAAUUCUUGGCAUCCGCAGUAGGAAGUGGGUUGACUGCAGUGGUAUUAUCUUCACAUUACUCUGAGUCCUCGUUGCCUGUGACUGUUGUCUCUCUGUCUUAAUGUGCAUAUUGCAGAAGUUGAACUGUGUAUCGCCAAAAGCCCAUGCAACAUCAGUGUAAAGACAAUAACACAGCACAAAAUACAUCCAGUGUCUUUUCUGAGAUCUGUUGCUUCCAUUUUCACAACUCCCUAGCAGCUAUUCCACGGUGCUGAUUGGAGCUAUUACACCAUUUGGUUUGACUUUAUUUGGAGUAAAAAUCAGUAAGAGCAAUGUUAGCACCAGCGGUAGGACUAACACGAAGACAGUGCUAGGUGAAAAAAGCAAAAAAAAAGAAAAGAAGAAUGGGUUACGUCUUUGUAAAUAGUAAAUGUGUGGAGACACCCAGCCUUGAUAAGAUGAAGGAUCAUAGAUCAUAACAUGGACUGGUGAAUAGUUCUGAACUUGGUAGAUGAAAGUCUCAGAUAUGAAGUCCACAGUGUACACAUUUCAGGUUUUGCGUCUCUCGACCGUGUGACUCAGAAUCUCUCGAUGGGAGAUUUGAAUGAAUGUAAAAACCAUGGAUUGUACCAUUUAUAAUUUCCGAUUGUUUGGUUUCAUUUUGUUUUUGUUUUAACAGACAUAAUGCACUUGUAUAUAAGCCAUACCUGUUGUUAAAAUAAAACCACUAUUUAUUGAUCAA
Molecule: messenger RNA, 6546 nt
Organism: Larimichthys crocea (large yellow croaker)
Lineage: Eukaryota; Metazoa; Chordata; Actinopteri; Sciaenidae
Product: solute carrier family 22 member 23
Exons: 10
Coding region: 460-3498 (1012 amino acids)
Biological process (GO): transmembrane transport
Cellular component (GO): membrane
Molecular function (GO): transmembrane transporter activity
Source: RefSeq, a predicted model, not a curated record